UCCCACAUCAGCACUGACACCAUGUCCUCCAUGUCAGGGUCCUACCUGGCCGGGGCCGAAGGCGAACCCGGGGGGGACGAGGGGGGAGAUGUAGACUGCGAGGAGAACCAGGACGCCCCCAUGGAGAACCGAAGACCGUCACAGCAGGACAGGGAUUUUGCUAAAGAGCCAAAGGAACAAAACUACUCAGUGGCUGUAGAGGAGCAGGACUCAGAGGGAAAUGAUGUCACUGAAGAGGAUUGCUCCUCUCCAUCUAAUGGGAAAGGUGGGCGGAGCAGGUGUCCAGAGUUGGCCAAUAACAAUCAGGGCGUCGCCCUCUGUGACACGCCCUCUUUGGGGUUGGAUAAUGAGCAGGCUCCCAACAGCCGUUUCGCCGACCUAUUGUACCUCGGGGGCUACAGGCCUGUUUUGGAGCCCCUCCCCCACCACAACUCCACCAGCAAUAUGAACCUGGAGGAGCAGGGGGCAGAGAGCAGGGACGGCCAGAGUCCUAAACAUCCCCGCCGCGGACCACUCAUUGUGUAACACAUAAAAACACACCCCAAUCUAAACUUACCCAUCCAGUCAGCUCUUCUUAACCCUGCCAUAGUGCUGCAACGCUGGAUACUGUCCUCGCUGAACAGGGACUCACGUCCCCAUCUGUCUCAACAUUUCUUGGAUUGAUUCUUGAGUGGAAUGAGGAGGAAAGAGGAAUCACCUCUCCAUUGUCUGUGCACUUUUAUCUCGCAGGAGUUUCCUUGUUUUCUUGUCUGUGACCUAACUUGUUGUGGGAAUGAUUAGCCUACUGCUACGUUAUUAUUUAUUGCCUGUAGGUUUAAUGAGAGCUGUGUAUUGUGACACUAUCUUUAGAAAAAUAUAUGCUGCUCCUCUUCUCUCUUUUUCCCCUUCUUCCUAUUACCAGCUAAACAGUCAGGGGCUACUGUGAUCGGCAAUCGGAUUUAUUACUAGCGUACUUCUCCUUCUCUGUUGUAAACUGUAUGCCUAACGAGUGGUCGGACACUUUGACGCUAAAAGUCGGCUGACACCGGACUACCUUACCUUACUGAACUAGAAAGUGCUGACCCCUCUCUUCUCAUCAGGGAGCUCCUGUCUCGACUUCGCAUGCAGCUUUUCCGAGUUUUCCUCUCAUUUUCGCCUUGCUUUUGACACACCUGUGCUGAAUGUCAAUUCAGAAGUGGUCAGACUCAUACGGCGGUCGAUGAGCCAAGGUAUGGUGGCCAAAAUGAACAGAGAUGGACUGGAGAAAAAAAAAAGAUGCCACACAGAAUGUAGGACGAUAAUCUCUUAGAAAGGGGGAAUGUACGUGACAUCUGAAAUGUCACCUAACUGGAAUCAAACACAAACUUUGACACACACAUCAUUGCCACCCUCUCCAUCUGAAGCUCCAUUUUAGCAUGUCAGUAUUAUAGUAUUGAAAUCAACAAGUACCACCGAGCAAUAAAGACACUGCAUCUCCUUUUCCUGCACUAGGAUGCCUGUUUGCGGUUCAAACAGUGGCAAAACUGUUUGCACUGCCCGGUCAUAUUCAGACCCUUCAGUGUGUUUGUUAUUUUUUAUUUCAGUGUUGCCAUUGUAAAGGGAUUUCUUGUGACACAGGCAUCAUACAGUGAAGACUUAGCCCACA
Messenger RNA from Archocentrus centrarchus (flier cichlid), 1624 nucleotides. Its product is annotated as E3 ubiquitin ligase Rnf157-like. The transcript has 5 exons. The record is from RefSeq and is a predicted model, not a curated record. Lineage: Eukaryota; Metazoa; Chordata; Actinopteri; Cichliformes; Cichlidae. The coding region runs from base 22 to 525 and encodes 167 amino acids.